Corythoichthys intestinalis (scribbled pipefish) is the source of this 2102-nucleotide messenger RNA. RefSeq names its product major facilitator superfamily domain containing 6-like (gene mfsd6l). The record is from RefSeq and is a predicted model, not a curated record. Gene Ontology annotation, cellular component: membrane. The transcript has 2 exons. Bases 183 to 1859 code for a protein of 558 amino acids. NCBI's taxonomy places the organism in Eukaryota, Metazoa, Chordata, Actinopteri, Syngnathiformes, Syngnathidae.
UCCAGCUUGACAGGUGUUACUGACUGGCAAGUUCCUCGUUGCUUUUUAAUAGCACAAAAUUAACCAUUUCGCUUCAAUGUUUUUCCCGUAAACAUUUGUGUGUUGUGUAUUUAUGCACGCGCUCGUCGGACACUUCUUCAGUUGCUCCAUGUAAAGCCAAUCAACCACCCUGGAAGUCAACCAUGAAAAAGACCAAGCAGAUCAACAUCAAGAGGACCCUGGCUCUGGCCCGAGCCUUUCACUUCCUGUACUCCUGCGCCAAGUCAUGCCUGCUCCCAUUCGUCACGCUGUACUUCAGACAGCUGGGCCUCACACCUGAGAUGACGGGCAUCGUCAUGGGCACCAAGCACCUCAUAUCGCUAGUAUGGCGCCCUCUCGGCACCCAGCUUGCCAAGAUGUACAACAAGAGACGAGUGGUGCUACAUGGCUCUUUGGUGUGUUCAGCCGUGGUCGCUUUGGUCAUGCUUCUUGUCCCGCCGGUAGAUCUGCAAGCACACAACAACACCUGCAAUGGGUCUAAUCUGAUAAGUACUCCGUCCCCCACAGAAUCGCAGCCAAACGUCAGCACAGCUCCAGCAUCCCAAUCCACUGUCAACUUUUCUGAUGCAGUGGUCAGAACUUCACAUCUUCCUGUUACAACAAAAAGUACUGCAGAGCCAAAGAACAAAAGCUUUGUUGUGUUCAACUCGACUUCAUUGCGAAAGAAGCGAUCCCAAGUCAAACCGAACACAGAGAAAAACAAAGAGGAAGGUCAACAGGACUUUCUGUCCAGCCUGAAAAUGAUGGACGUUCAACGCCAACUUUUCUUCUUGAUACUUAUCACGGUGUCUGUAUGGGAACUGGUAGCAGCCCCUUUAGAGUGGACAGCAGAUGACGGUCUGUAUGAUUAUCUUGAUUUUGCCGACGCUUCUGACCACUACAGCAGCACCGGGUUGUGUCCUGUACUCGGUGCCGCGUUUGGUGUCGCAGGAUCGGGGCUGCUGGUCAGCCAGUUAAACUGUUUCAUUGUCGGUCACACCUCCAGGAGCAUUGUGCACUUCUUGUGCUACGCCGGCGUGUCUGCGCUGGCCUUGCCUGUCGCAGCUUUCCUCCCUCUUUACCUAAACAAGCAGCGGGUCACGGCAAACCGACUGAUCAAAGCUGUGCAGUUGAUGCAUGGCUCCCGGCGUGCGACGCUUUGCGCUGUCACUGCUCUACUGGUUGGAAUGACCCGCUCCACCGUGGACAAUUUCCUCACAUGGCAGAUGCAAGAUCAUCACAGCACUGAGUUACACAUGGGGGUAUCCCUCGGCCUCGCGUCACUCUCGCAGGCUGCCUUUGCCUUUUUGGCCGUCCGACUUACUAGACUACUCAGCUCAGGGAGGCUGCUCACGCUAGGGGCAGCCGCGCUCGGAUUACAGUGUUUGUAUUACUCCUUCUUGUGGGGACCAUGGGCUGCACUGCCCGUUCAGCUUUUGAGCUCUUUCAGCUGCGGAGCCUUCUGGUGGGCUGUCAAAGUGCAGAGCGACGACGUUGCCACACCAGGAACAGAGAGGAGCAUCAGAAGGCUCUAUAACGCACUCUCUUUGGACUUAGGAAGCGCACUUGGAAGUUUCGCCGGUGGGUUCGCGGUCCGCUGGUUUGGGCUGGUGUGGCUUUUCAGAGGAGUAGCCGCAGCUCUGAUUCUGUGGUGCAGUUGCCUGCCACUGCUCCAGUGGAACGCCCCCCACCAGUACAGGAUCAACUAUUCCCGUCUUUUGGCGGCAGAUGGGAGUGAGACCAGCGACUCUGAGUCGGAGCAAGAAAGAGACUGGCUCGAUAAAGCGAUGGAAGAUGACCACUGCAAUAACAACACUUAUGGAAGGGGACUAAACCACUGAACUUAACAGUGAUCAAAGAAAAUGAAUGCACUAACACUUUAAAGUGUGAAGUUUCAAUUUAUAUUUGCCUAUAUGAUUCCGUUUAUUAGGUAACAUUUGCUAAUUGUGUACCGUUAUUUAAUGGAAACGGGUUAUUUGACAAAACUAUAACAAAAUAAUAUGAUAGUCCACAUCAUCAGUCGUAUUUCUCAAUUUUGCUAGGGUUUGUUACCUUAUGAGUAAUAUACUGGACUGUCUCAGGAA